This is a messenger RNA of Sesamum indicum (sesame), 1231 nucleotides long. RefSeq names its product LOB domain-containing protein 37. Lineage: Eukaryota; Viridiplantae; Streptophyta; Magnoliopsida; Lamiales; Pedaliaceae. Gene Ontology annotation, biological process: regulation of gene expression. The record is from RefSeq and is a predicted model, not a curated record.
CUUCUCCAAUUCUCCACUUCUUCUUUAUAUGUCCACCCUUCUUUCAUCUUUCCAACCCUAUUUCUCUCUCUCUCUCUCUCUCUCUCUCUUGUUUCUUAGAGCCAAAACGGCUUGCUAAUCUCUGUAUUUUUAAUUCCUACUUCAGCGUCUUCACUGUGAAAUCCCUCAAAGUAUCUUUAUGCUCUGGUAGAUAAUUUAACAAGAGAAAAUUUUGCUUGAUUCAUAAGAUAAAAGAGUACAAAUUAAGAGAAAUGAGCUGCAAUGGUUGCCGGAUUCUUCGAAAGGGUUGUAGCGAAACCUGUAUUCUAAGGCCCUGUUUGCAGUGGAUUGAAAGCGCCGAAGCACAAGGCCACGCCACUGUCUUCGUGGCCAAGUUCUUCGGCCGUGCUGGUCUGAUGUCCUUCAUCUCCGCCGUCCCGGAAAAUCAGAGACCUGCUCUUUUCCAGUCCCUGUUGUUUGAAGCCGCGGGAAGAACAGUCAACCCCGUGAACGGGGCGGUGGGGCUUCUGUGGACCGGAAACUGGCACGUCUGCCAGGCGGCCGUGGAGACUGUCCUCCGGGGCGGCGCGUUGAAGCCAAUCCCGGAGUUUAUGGGGGGUGAAUCGGAGCCCGAUGACGCUUCCGAGUGCACGGACAUGUUCAAACUCCAAGAUCCUAGCCUCAGUCCACGGCCCAAGGUGCAGAAACGCCGUCGGUUCCCCGAUGAGCCAGCAAAGGUGAUGCAGUUAGCUGACCUUGAUCUCAGCUUGACGCCGGGUUUCCAAGGCAAGAAAAUGAGCCCGUCGGCCGCAAAGCGGCGACUAGGGAGCCCAUCAAUGAAUUCCGAAGAAUCUCUGAUGACAACUUGUGGAGAUCAUCAUCCAGCUACUGAGAUCAAGCUUCUCAACUUGUUUAAUUAAGUAAGCCAGGAGAAAAAGCUGUAAAAAUUGCUGUUAUCAGCUUUAGCUUUUGCUUCCUUUUUUUUUUUUUUUUUCUUUUAUAGUUUUAUUUUUAAUUUUGCCUUUAUAGAAAGGCUUCUCUAUUUUUAUUUUUUGGAAUUCCCCGGAAUCGUACUCCGGCGAGGUUUUGUCGAUCGUUGGCACAAGAUUUCCCUCAUUUUCUUCUUGAAUAUGAGAAGGAGGGGAAAAUGAAAGUUCUGCCGAUGGAUUGUUUCCUUUGUUCUUCAUUUGUGUAAUUUUUCUCUCACCAUUAAUAUUAGCGUCUAAUCACUGUUGGACUUGAAUAAUCAAAA